AUGGGGGAAGGAUAUUCAAAAAAUACGCUGAAGUAUGGGAAUUUGAGUGAAAGUAACGUAGAAAAUAUAAGAAAAAAAUUUAAUUUAAAUAAAAAAGAAAUAAAUGAAAAAAUCAGCACUCUAGAUUUUAUAUAUGUAUAUCCAUAUAUAUUAAGACCAUAUAUAGCUUUAGUAUUACCUUCAUUUCAUGAGGUACUAAGAAAAAAAGUUAAAAAAAAUAAAGGGAAAUCAAAUAGUUAUGGAUUUAAUUAUGCUAUUAAUAUUUUAUUUAAUAAAAACAGCAGAAAAUUAAAUAAUGAAAUAUCUUUACAAGAAAUAAUAAAUAUAUUAUCUUAUAUACAUAGUGGGAAAAGUAAAGUUAUUAUAAGAAUUUUAUUUAUGAGUUUUUUAAGAUAUAGUAUAUCAAACAAUAAUGAAUCUGAUAAAUUAAAAAUUAUUAAUGAAAAUGAACAUGAUAAUGAUAAGGAUAGUGAAAACUUGAAUGAAAAUGAAAAUUUAAACAUGAGAAAAUUAUCUAUGGAAAAUGAUAAGAAAGAAGAUUCAUAUUCUAACAAUGAACCAAAUAUAUAUAACAAUGAAAAUGAUAAAGAGGAAUUAAGUAGAAUAAAUAACUCCCUUAAAUUGGUUUUUUCAGAUUCUAAUGUAAAUAUAAUAAAUAAAAAUAGUAAAAAAGAAAGAAAUUAUAAGUUUAUAAACGAUAAUAUCUUUUUUUUAGAUAAAAAUAAAAUAAAAUAUCAUUAUCCUAAAAAUUACAAUGUGAAGGAUUUAAUAUCAGUAGAAGAAGCAUUACAUCAUCUCUUUACAUAUAUGUAUAUUGAACAGUUAUAUUUAUUAUGUCCAAGUAAUUUAUUAUUUAAAAUAACAAAUAAAAAACAAGUAUCAGAGAAAAAAAUAUUUUUGAAUAAGUCCAAAUCAAAUUUGAAUGAAGAUUUUGUAAUAAAUAGAAAAAAUAGUUGGGAUUUAACCUUUUUUUUUAAGGAAUUGUUUUUUUCCUUGGAAACUAAUUUAGAUUUUCGAAAUAUAAUUAUUGGUUUUAGACUAUAUGUUAAUUCUUUAGAUAAUAGUAAACAUUCUAUAUAUUAUUUAAUGAUAGAAUACAUUAAUUCGACAUUUACAAAUUUAAGUAACAAUUAUGCGAAUGCGACAUUUAAACAUUUUACAGAUAACGAAAAUAUAAUAACUAGCGAAAAGAAAAAGGAAAAUAAUGAUGGAGAAAAUAACAUCACAAAUUUUAAUGAUAUAUGUAUAGAUAGCAUUGAACUAAUACAUUCUAUUUAUACAAAUAUGAAGAAAAAUGAAAUAAAAAAUCAAGAAAGCAAAGAAAAUUUAUCAAAAGAAGAUAUAUAUAAAAAAUCCUCAUCUAUAUUAGAAAUUCAAAAUGAAACUAACGGAUGGAGAGGAUUAUUUUUAAAUAAAACUAGUAAAAUAUUAACUGAUGAAAUUGUUUUUAGUUUAAGACAAUGUUCACCCUGUUUUAUAAAUAAUGAAUGGUAUAGAUUAUAUGCUUCAUGGAAACAAGGGACAAGUUUUAAUAGAUUUAUUAACUCUGUUUUUUAUUAUCCAGCUCCUAUUGUAAUUGUAAUUAAAACAAAUGAUAAUCAAAUAUUAGGUGGGGUAUGUACUACGCCUCUAAAAGAUUCUCAUUUGUAUCAUGGUUCUUCAUCUGAUUUUUUAUUUUCUGCAUAUCCAGUUUUUAGAAUUAUUAGAACUAAUCAAUUGGGUAAUAAUUAUGUUUAUUUAAAUAGUAAAAAUUCUUUUUAUCCUAAAGGUUUAGGAUUUGGAGGAAAAACUGAAUGCUUUAGGUUAUUUUUAAGUGAUGAAUUUAAAGAGUCUUAUUGUACACAAAGUGAUUAUACUUAUAAAAGUGGACAUUUAUAUUUUCCUCAUCAUAAAAAAGAAAAAGAUGAUAUUAAUAUUGAUGAUGAUGAUGACGAUGAUGAUACAGAUUCAUUUUUAUGCAAAUUAUCUAUUAAUGAAGUGGAAGCAUGGGGGUGUGGUAAUGAAAAAUCUUUAGAAGAACAAAGAUUAGCUUUUCAAAACGAAGAAGCAUGUAAGCAAGAAAGAAGAUCCAUUGACAAGUCGAAAAUUGUUCAGAAUAGUUUUGAUAAAGAAUUUUUAUUACCAAAAGUUUUUGUUGGCGGAAAUUAUGACAAUUUUGCAAAUGAAACUUAA
Molecule: messenger RNA, 2172 nt
Organism: Plasmodium relictum
Lineage: Eukaryota; Apicomplexa; Aconoidasida; Haemosporida; Plasmodiidae
Product: krox-like protein, putative
Exons: 1
Coding region: 1-2172 (723 amino acids)
Source: RefSeq, a predicted model, not a curated record